This is a messenger RNA of Eublepharis macularius, 3008 nucleotides long. RefSeq names its product ubiquitin specific peptidase 12 (gene USP12). Gene Ontology annotation, molecular function: cysteine-type deubiquitinase activity; cysteine-type endopeptidase activity. Lineage: Eukaryota; Metazoa; Chordata; Lepidosauria; Squamata; Eublepharidae. Gene Ontology annotation, cellular component: cytosol; nucleus. Gene Ontology annotation, biological process: protein deubiquitination. The transcript has 9 exons. The record is from RefSeq and is a predicted model, not a curated record. Bases 161 to 1273 code for a protein of 370 amino acids.
ACUGCUGUGAAGAGUUUCCCUGAGGCGGGUGGAGCCGUCGUGUGUGUCCCGCGGUAAACAACUGGCUGGAGGCGGCGCCGUUGCGCUGCCUUCACUACUCCGCUGGGACUCCCCCAGCUCUCCCUGACGUUGUGAUUGGGCGGAAAAUGGCGCUGCGCGGAUGGAAAUCCUAAUGACAGUCUCCAAAAUCGCCUCCAUCUGUACCAUGGGCGCUAAUGCCUCAGCUUUGGAGAAAGAGAUUGGUCCAGAACAGUUUCCAGUCAAUGAGCACUAUUUUGGCUUAGUAAAUUUUGGAAAUACUUGCUACUGCAAUUCAGUUCUUCAGGCACUCUAUUUCUGUCGUCCCUUUCGAGAGAAAGUCUUGGCGUACAAGAGUCAGCCUAGGAAGAAAGAGAAUCUACUUACCUGCUUAGCUGAUCUCUUUCAUAGCAUAGCCACUCAGAAGAAAAAAGUUGGAGUGAUACCUCCCAAAAAGUUCAUCACAAGAUUGCGGAAAGAGAAUGAGCUUUUUGACAACUACAUGCAGCAAGAUGCACAUGAAUUCUUGAACUAUCUGCUCAAUACAAUUGCUGAUAUUUUGCAAGAAGAGAGAAAGCAGGAGAAACAAAAUGGUCGUCUACCUAAUGGCAACAUUGACUGUGAAAACAAUAACUGCCCCCCAGACCCAACGUGGGUUCAUGAAAUCUUUCAGGGAACAUUAACCAAUGAAACAAGAUGUCUGACUUGUGAAACAAUAAGCAGCAAAGAUGAAGAUUUUUUAGAUCUCUCUGUUGAUGUGGAACAAAAUACUUCAAUUACUCACUGUUUAAGGGGUUUCAGCAAUACAGAAACCCUGUGCAGUGAAUAUAAAUAUUAUUGUGAAGAAUGUCGCAGUAAACAAGAAGCACAUAAAAGAAUGAAAGUGAAAAAACUACCGAUGAUUCUAGCUCUCCAUCUGAAGCGAUUUAAAUACAUGGAUCAGCUACAUCGAUACACAAAAUUGUCUUACAGGGUAGUGUUUCCCUUAGAGCUUCGACUAUUUAAUACAUCGGGAGAUGCAACGAAUCCUGAUAGAAUGUAUGAUCUUGUGGCUGUAGUAGUUCAUUGUGGAAGUGGACCUAACAGAGGACACUACAUUGCAAUAGUGAAGAGUCAUGACUUUUGGUUGCUCUUUGAUGAUGAUAUUGUAGAGAAAAUAGAUGCACAAGCUAUUGAAGAAUUCUACGGGUUGACAACGGAUUCCUCUAAAAACUCUGAGUCUGGUUAUAUCCUCUUCUAUCAGUCUCGAGAUUGAAUGAGAUCUGGGUGAAGAGUGACUUCCUGCCUGAUUUCUUUUUUGGCUGUUGUGGAAAGGAGAAAGCACUGGGUUUUUUAAAAUAAAAAAAAGGAAUGCAGGGAGUCAGAGGGGUGGUAGCACAGUUUGCACAGAACAAAGCAAAGGUUUCAGAGGCUUUUUAAAACUCUUCAUGUCAUGUUCAUUUAAUUUGCUCAGGUGUCAUGGUGACAAUAGGAUUCUCCACAAUAGCCCAAUGGGAACAAAGGACAGCCAUUCCUGUAAGGGUUUGCCAUCAGUCAGCUGAACUGUAUCUAGAAGAUUUGAUCUGAAGUCCAAGUCAGUAGAAAUACCUUCAAAAUCUUCAGUAUAUUUUGAAUUUUGGCCAGGGUUGCACUAAGAGGAAGUGCAACAAAAGCAAUAUAAAUCUGGCAUAUUAAUUCUCAUACUUAUUUUUUAUUACAAGUGCAAUUUUGUUUUGUUUUUUUUUGCUUAUACUUGGUUCUAAAAAUACAAUUUUUCUAAUUUUCUUGCAUGCCUAAUUAGAGCGAGUUAGCCUAACAAUUGCCUUCCUGGCCAGAAUCAAUUAAUAGAAUGUGAUAUUUAAACUAGAAUCAAGAAGGCAAGUAUGUUUUGCUUCCUUUAAGAAGCUUACAUUACAGUAAUUUGUACCUCUGUGAUUGGGAACAGUUUGGGCUUUUAAACUUCCUAUGGGGAAGAACUAUAGCUUAUUUUAUUUAUGCAUUACUUUAACUUCUGGAGGUUGUGUAUUUUGUAUUCUCAAUUUCAGGUUUUGGAAUCUAGUUUUGUAUAUUAGAUUUAUUCAGAUUUAAAUCUUAUUUCAUUGUUCAUUUAAGAUAAUUAUUUCAACUCUUUAUAAGAUACUUUCAGAAUCUGGGAAAGAUUUUGUCUCUUCUACAAUGAACUGAUGAGUUUGACUAUAUUGACACAGUUCAUACUGUGAGUUUGAAAUGAAAACGUUCUUCUGAGACUAUAAAAAGUUGACUUGUUUUGUUACAAUUUGAUGCUCAAAUAUUGGUGAUGAGCCAGUCAUUUUCUUAACAGUAGGUCAGACUGGCAUUUGAUUAAGUUCCAGUAGAACUGAGGAGUCUAAGAUGGUUGCAUUCCUGGGCUUCAUUGCAGCAUUAAUAUUAAGAAUUAACAUGAUAUUCUGAAGGUAUAUUACAAUCUUCAGUUUGUAGCUGGAACAGAUAUGAAAUGCUCAGGUCUUUCCUCCUGGAUUGUUUCAUUUAAAAUAGGCGAAUAGCUGGAAGACUCCUUGCAGUCCUGUGAUAGCUAUGCCAGCAGAUUCUAAAUAUUUCUAAAAUUGCCUCUGAGAGUUGAUCAGUUUAUUACAGCAAAAGUGAUAAUGGAGCUCAACUCCUCUGAUGGAUACUUCCAGUCAUCAUUACGCUGGCUGACAGUGGCUGAAUAUAACUUCUUGGGUGCAAAAAGGCUGAGCAUACAGUCCCAAUGUGUAACCAUACCUGGUAAUUUGGUGUCUUUUCAGAACAUGUUUUUUUCCCUUGUAGUUUGUGUUUUGUUUAAAAUGUAAAAAAAAAUUCUGUUUGCUGCUAUAAUUAAUACAUUUACUUUACACAUCUUUUAGCUCAGGAAAAUGACUUUCACCACUCCAUGUAACUUAACAGACUUUUUAAAAAUAGGGGCACUAAGUGAGCUAUUUAACAAAUGUGAAAAGGUCAUAUCAAAUUGUAAAGAAUUUUUUUUAUAAAAUGUUUUGAAGUUUUGUCUUGAA